UUCAAUGCAAAAGCAGUCUCACAGAGACAACAUCCUCAGCAUCAAUAAUGAUGUCCAGUAUUUUAGCAGUAGAUACACUUCCAGGGGAUUCUAAAGAUGAUGAACGACCUAAAUGGGACAACAAAUUCCAGUACAUGUUAAGCUGUAUUGGAUUUGCUGUAGGGCUGGGAAAUAUAUGGAGAUUCCCUUAUUUGUGUCAGACUUAUGGAGGAGGAGCAUUUCUAAUUCCAUACUUUGUUGCCCUGAUUUUUGAAGGAAUUCCCCUAUUUCACAUUGAACUUGCCAUUGGUCAGCGUUUAAGGAAAGGUAGUGUUGGAGUAUGGAGCACCAUCUCACCAUACCUUAAUGGAGUAGGCAUUGGAUGUUUAUUUGUGUCCUUCCUGGUGAGCUUGUACUACAACACUAUUUUAAUGUGGGUGCUGUGGUAUUUUCUGAAUUCUUUCCAAAGCCCCCUUCCUUGGAGCUCUUGUCCUCCGAAUGAAAACAGAACAGGGCCCAUUGAAGAGUGCCAGCAUAGCAAUACUGUGAAUUAUUUCUGGUACAGGCAAACACUAAACAUCACAACAGACAUCAAUGAAAGUGGGACCAUACAGUGGAGGCUGGUUAUGUGCUUAGUGGCUUGUUGGAUGAUUGUAUAUAUCUGCGUAAUCAGAGGUAUUGAAUCAACAGGAAAGGCCAUUUAUUUUACUGCCCUCUUUCCUUAUUUGGUCUUGACCAUCUUCCUCAUCCGAGGACUCACUCUUCCUGGAGCUACUGAAGGAUUAAUUUACCUCUUUACACCUAAUAUGAGCAUUCUCCAGAAUCCCCGAGUAUGGCUUGAUGCAGCUACUCAGAUCUUUUUUUCCCUUUCGCUGGCUUUUGGAGGACACAUUGCCUUUUCAAGUUACAAUCCACCCAAGAAUGAUUGUGAAAAAGAUGCUGUCACCAUAUCCCUAGUGAACAGCAUGACCUCCCUCUAUGCUUCUAUAGCUGUUUUCUCUGUUUUAGGCUUCAAAGCAACAAAUGAUUACUGGGAUUGCCUGGACAGAAACAUCAUCAGCAUCAUCAAUGAGUUUGACUUUCCAGAUCAAAGCAUCCAGCGGGACGACUAUCUGACCUGCUUCACGCACUUGAAUUCCACCCAGGCAGACAGGAUAGCACGUCUCCAGCUGAAGAGCUGCCACCUGCAAGAUUUCUUGGACAAGAGUGCUUCUGGUACCGGCCUGGCCUUUAUCGUCUUCACGGAGGCCAUCAUCCAUAUGCCUGGCUCUCCUGGAUGGGCUGUGCUUUUCUUUGGAAUGCUAUUUUCCUUGGGACUUACUUCCAUGUUUGGGAAUAUGGAAGGAGUACUGACCCCUAUCCUAGACAUGCAAAUUGUGCCCAGGUCAGUCCCCAAGGAAUUAAUAACAGCUGUGAUAUGCCUAGUUUGCUGCCUCUCUGCUCUUUGUUUCACACUACAAUCUGGCAGUUAUUGGCUUGAAAUCUUUGACAAUUAUGCAGCUUCCUUGAACCUGUUAAUCUUUGCCUUCUUUGAAGUAAUCGGUGUCAUUUAUGUUUAUGGAAUGAAAAGGUUCUGUGACGAUGUGGAAUGGAUGACAGGAAGGCGGCCCAACCUCUACUGGCAGGUGACAUGGAAAAUCAUCAGUCCUAUGCUGCUGCUGAUCAUCUUUGUAGCCUACAUCAUCCUAAUGACACAGAAGCAGCCAACGUAUGGAUCCUGGAACCCACAAUAUGAUGAUUUCCCAAUCAAGCAGGAGAAAUUCUACCCUGGCUGGGUGCGCGGCAUCUGUGUGAUAUUGUCACUACUUCCUUGCAUGUGGGUACCUGGGAUUGCACUUUUUCAGCUAAUCACCAGGAGGCAAAAAAAGGGGAAGAAUUCAUGGUCAGAAACUUGGCAAAAAUCCUAUGAAUCUGUAGAGAAUUGAAAGGGUAAUUCUAUGUAAAAGAGGAAGGAAAUAAGGGAAUUAAUGCAUAAACUGUGAGUCUGGGUUAUCAGAGUGGUUUUGCCCUUUGGACAAGGAGGACAGUCUUUGGCGUCCUUGUAAAGAGUAGUUUAUUUAGUUGUUACCCAUCAAAACAUUCUCUCUCCUAGCACCAGAAUACCCUACUUCUCAGUUUUCCCUUACUUACUGGCUCACAUGUAUAUUUCCCAUUUGGAUGUCAAUAAUAUAUGCCAGCACAGUGGAUAGAGUGCUAUCCAGCCUGAGACACUUACUAGCUGUGUGACCCUGGGCAAGUCACUUACCCCUGUUUGCCUCAGUUUCCUUAUCUGUAAAAUGACCAACAAAAGGAAAUGGCAAAUUAUUCCAUCAUCUUUGCCAAGAAAAUCUCCAAUGAGAUUACAAAGAAUCAGACAUGUCUGAACAAUACCAAAGAAAAGCAUCCUGACCAACAAUAGAAAUGGAUGUGACGUAGUCACAGUGUGACACGAAAUAUAAAGUAGUAUCAGCUGCUCCAAGGACAAGACUCUAGAACCUCAUCUCCAUAGUAACUGCCCAUUCACAUCUCUCUAUUUGCCCAAUCACUCACACGGGUGUCCCGCCUACCUUGUUUUCUAUGAGUUUUACUACACCUGGUUUCAUCUCCUUCCUCCUCACAAGCCAUUCACUCACCUUAUAUUCUAAAUUAAGCUCUAUACCCUUUUCAGGGUCUGUUUCACACAUCUGUAAUCAUACCAGUGUAAAGCUACUAUUACUACAACAAAAAGAAAAAAAUAGAAAAGAAAAUAUGCACCAAGAAGUUCAUUAGUGAAGAUGUACUUGUGCUAAACCUGUAAAUCAAUGUAAUAUUUAAGGAUAACAAAAUGACAGACUAAGGAUCUUGCUUAUCUUUAAGCCACUUCUCAUGAUUAAAUCUGAUUAAAGCAA
Antechinus flavipes (yellow-footed antechinus) is the source of this 2846-nucleotide messenger RNA. RefSeq names its product solute carrier family 6 member 18 (gene SLC6A18). Gene Ontology annotation, cellular component: plasma membrane. NCBI's taxonomy places the organism in Eukaryota, Metazoa, Chordata, Mammalia, Dasyuromorphia, Dasyuridae. The record is from RefSeq and is a predicted model, not a curated record. Gene Ontology annotation, biological process: sodium ion transmembrane transport.